AUGUUGUUUUAUGUAGCCAUCGAGUGCUCGCCAAUUGACCGAAAGGACAGGGAUGUGGAGUCGGUGUGCGAUGAGGAGCAUAAGGCCAGAGCCAAUGUAUGCGCCGAUAAGCUAUGGUUUGUGGGCCGGAGAUCGAGAAAAUAUCCGGAGAAUGAGCCGGAAUUGGAGACACACUGCAAGCAAACGGCAAAACUGAUCGCAUGUGUCAAGUCAUACACCGAUGUCUGCGGCAAAGAAACCCAUAAACAGUUGGCAAAUGUGAUGCUCUUUACCGUCAAACAAAUAGACAAAAACUAUUGCACCAAAUCGACUAAAAAGCAUGAAUUGAUGUCUUUCUCGGUGUGCGGCAAUCGCAUCCGGGAUCAGUCCAAUAAGUGCAUGGAUCAGUUUAUGGUCGAAUUGGGCAAGUCCAAUGCUUUCGAGACCAGGAUGAAAGUACCCCACGCGUGCUGCGCUUUUCAUGAGCUGAAGGCCUGUAUUAUGAGUUCCGCGCGAACGGCGCGUAUGUGUAGCGAGAAAUCAAUGGAUAAUUACGAGAAAUACAUCACAUCUAUGGCCGGAAAUACAUUGAGUCUGAUGUGUACUGACUAUGAGGAGGAUUCCGACAAAUGCCAACAUUUGCCUCAUUUGCCAAAAGGAGCCAAAUAUUCAAAGGCGCCGUCAGUUAUCGACGGCUUCGGUAGCAUAUUAGAUGACGAUUAA
This is a messenger RNA of Oppiella nova, 702 nucleotides long. The record is from the annotation of a GenBank genome assembly. Lineage: Eukaryota; Metazoa; Arthropoda; Arachnida; Sarcoptiformes; Oppiidae.